AUGCAAACUAUCGAGAAGGCACUGCAUCAACCAAUGCCGUUCACAACCGGUGGCCAAACCAUAACUGAUCGCCUGACAGCAGCAAAACAUUCGCUGGCUGGUAGUCAACUCGGUAAAACGAUUUGUAAAGCAACUACGGAGGAAUUAAUGGCACCCAAGAAGAAGCAUCUUGAUUUAUCUGUAUUAGAUUUAUUACACUGUACAAAUGAGCCAAAUGUAUCGAUUCCAUCUAUGGCCAAUUUACUCAUCGAGCGAACACAAAAUCCGAACUGGACAGUUGUUUAUAAGGCGCUGAUAACAAUUCAUAAUAUUAUGUGCUAUGGAAAUGAGCGGUUUUCUCAGUAUUUGGCUUCGUGUAAUACAACGUUCAAUUUGGGCAGUUUUCUUGAUAAGGGCUCUACGCAAGGUUCUCCUAUGGACUAUACCUAUUCAACAUCAAGACGAUGGGCAUCGUUGGAUACGGUUGUUGUCGGUUACGAUAUGUCACAGCAUGUAAGACGUUAUGGUAAGUAUAUAAGCGAAAAGAUUUAUACUUAUCGAUUGUGUGCAUAUGACUUCUGCAAGGUGAAACGUGGUCGAGAGGACGGUCUACUGCGAACAAUGAAUACUGAUAAGUUAUUAAAAACGUUGCCAAUUCUGCAAAAUCAGAUUGAUGCUCUUCUGCAAUUUCAAGUUACGUCAAGUGAAUUGAACAACGGUGUUAUCAACUGCUCUUUCAUAUUACUAUUUCGUGAUCUCAUUCGUUUAUUUGCGUGUUAUAAUGAUGGUGUUAUUAAUUUAUUGGAGAAAUAUUUUGAUAUGAACAAAAAACAGUGUCGAGAGGCGCUCGAUAUGUACAAGGCUUUCUUGUUACGAUUGGAUAAAGUGGCGGAAUUCCUAAAAGUUGCCGAAACGGUCGGUAUUGAUCGUGGUGAAAUUCCAGAUCUGACACGUGCACCCGCCUCGUUACUCGAGGCGCUUGAAGCUCACCUUGUGCAUUUGGAGGGCGGUAAAAUGCCACCAUCAACGAAUCAUAGCGAACAGUUUGCAGCUGUGAUGAGUCAAUCGUCUUCGCUUUUCAAAUCCGAUAAUCAGUCAGCUGUUAUCGAAGAUUCAGCCAAAGAAAAAUAUUUGAAAGAAGAAAAAGAACGAUUACGUAUGUUUGAGGAACAACGUAAAAAACAUGGAGCAGCCAUGACUAACGCAUCAGAAAUGAAUCUGGUGAGUGAUGCAACGAAUCCGUUCGCGAACGCAGUUGCAAUGAAUAUUGAGAAUCAGCAAGCAAGCCAAGCUCAGUCACAUAAACCCAGCGAUGACUUGUUGUCAUUGUUCGAUCCUGUUGUUUCGUCACUUGCUAACAGCACUCAGCAACCCUCUUCUACCGCACAAAUGAUGGCAACCACUGCAGCCACUACAGCUCCUCUCAGUACGAAUGCUGCUCAUACGACCACUUCUUCUCUGAACCUUGACCCCACCAAUCCUUUUGCACAAAAUAUAUUCCAGCAGCAACCUAUUAUGACAACAUCGAACGUUGUCAACACACCCUUUACAAGCACAGUACCAGCAGCAACGUAUCCAAACGUCUCAACGAAUGCCGCACCACCAACUUUCGGUGCGGAUUUCUCGAGAGCAUUCACCAAAAGUGCAUCAGCAAUUCCAGCUCAGCAACAGCCGUAUGGUGCUGAGAGUACGAAUCCGUUCAUGAUGCCAUCGAGCACUGAAGGAUCUGUCGAAACGACUCACGAAGCACUAUUGUCACAACAACAACAACAGUCAUGGGUACCCAUCAGCGAUCUACAGCAGCAAUACCAGCAACCAGAACAUGACUGGAACAAUCAGACGAACACCGCAGCAGAUUCCAGUUCGAGUGGCGAUGAAACUUCAGCAACUGCACUCUCAACGCACACUGAAACUGUUAAUCAAGCUCUGCGAAAUCCAUUCGGUGCUAUGCAACAUAACGCACAAGGUAUUCGUUGCUUCUGCUUUCCACAACGGUCCUUAGGUGAUACGAACUCUAAAAAAACAGUGGAAAUGAGUUCAGCUAUUCAAAAAGUUAUCAUUACAGCUCUGCAUACGGCCGGUAUUAACGCAACUGUGGCCACUCCGCUGCAGUCGGAAGCUCCGACUUUUUGUACAACGGCCUCGAAUAAUUCAUCUGGUGAACGCAGUUUUAUAUUUUGUUGUCUUUGUCCCAUGCUAAAACUCGUUGAUUUAGCCGCUCCGUCGCCUGUUCCCUUCGGAGUGUCAUCGCAAAGUGCAGCGCAAGCUGUACCACAGCAACAACAAGGUCAACAGACACUUGGAAUCUAUGAUCAGACGCCAUUUUCACAUAUGGACGGCAGUUAUACGUCAUCACCAGUAUUCCCACAUCAUAUGCAACAACAGCAACAGCAAGGUGUUGAUGCAACUGGUUCGUUAGUUGAGGAAGCAUCCAUAGAUUUUGAUGGAAAGAAAUGGUUGAAUGAUGAUUCAAUUUCAGGUAAUAGCUCGAUAGAUGCAUACUCUCAACAACAAUUACAAUCAUCACAGCAAGCCACUAAAUUCGGUGCUAACGAUUUGGACAGUGCGUUGUCGUCUUUAGCCGAUAACCUAUCGAUCGCUGGUGGAAAGGCUGCUGCAGCUAGUCAAGGUAAACCAGUGCAAUGGAACAGUCAAAGUAGUAACGCAGCUGUGAUACGUCCACCAGCAGCACAUCAAGUUACACCAGCGCAGAUGCCUUUUGCACAGAUGCCACCGCAACAAUGGCCUCAUCCAUUACAAGCUUAUCAGCCACAACCAGGUAUGUACGGUCAGCAAGCAAUGAUGAAUGUGUAUGCUCAACAAGGCUUUGGGCAACUGCCUUCAGCUGGGGUAUACGGAGUUGGUGCAACAAGUGCAAGUGCACCGUUGACAUUGCCAUCCUCAUCAGCACCAACAACAACCACCACGAGCACUGCAAACAACACACCGCAAUCAGCACUACUGCAGCAGUCCUCUAGUCAACAUCCGUUCAUGUGA
Molecule: messenger RNA, 2976 nt
Organism: Anisakis simplex (herring worm)
Lineage: Eukaryota; Metazoa; Nematoda; Chromadorea; Rhabditida; Anisakidae
Source: the annotation of a GenBank genome assembly